UCUUGCUUCAGUCUGUCGGUGUCGCGCGAGGCAGAGGGUUGUUUACGUCUUCGUUUAGUCACUCCGCAACCGGACGUUGUUUUAAAUCUCAGUUCUUGUGUUUGCGUUAUUGUUUACAGUUUUUUUCUGUGUGAAACCUAAGAGGGACUCCCCACCGAAACCGAGGAUUUAGCUGCCAACCACCGACAGAGACCCAGACCCACAUCGAGCGCCAAGUUUCGUCCGUUCCGCGCGAUGACGUCUUUCCGGUCGACAUUGACGCUGCGUGCGCCCCCUAGCGCCCUCUAGCCAUGCUGAAGUCGCUCGAGGACUACGUCGUGGAAAUGGAAAACCGCAGUGCCAUAGACCAGAGCCAGGCGCAAGCCCUGAGCGAGGACGUUUGGACGCAGCUGCAACAGAAGGAGAAUGACUUGGUGUUGGCCGCCGAGCUGGGCAAGGCCCUCUUGGAGAAGAACGAGGAACUGAAGCGGCAGCAGGAGGCUCUCGUCGAGGAGUACUCCAAGAAGCUGGAGGCCGUCGAACAGGACAGGCACGUCCUGCGCAGGAAACUCACCUCCAAAGAGUCGGAACUAGACGCGCGUAUCAUCGAGCUGCAGAACGACGUCACCGAGCUCACAGCCAAGCUAGCCGCCAAGGAGAACCUCCUCAAGCAAUGGGACAGGGACAAGGGCAGCCUGGUCACGGAGCUGAACGCCCAGAACUCCAGACUGACCGCCCAAUUAAAAGAAUCCGCCGCCAAGGAGCAGCAACUCCAGCACCAGCUGGAGAGUUACAAAGAACAGCUCGCUAUGGGCAAGACCAACCUCCAGGAACACAUGAGCAGUGUGGAUGGGCUUCGGGACGAACUGGAACUGGUCUCGGAGAAAAACAAGGAGCUCGAGAGGAGGCUGCAUAUGGCAGCCGCGGAGAGGGACAGUCUGGCUUCCGCUCUAGAAGAAGCCUCCGAUAGGAUCUUGCUUUUGGAGAGGCACGCCAGGGAGCAGGACAUCCGCUACCAGCAGAGCAUCAAGGAAUACAGUUUGCCGCAAGAGAAGCUGUCGAUAGAAGAGAGGCUGAGCGCCGGUGAACACCGAUCUCUCUUAUCAGAAAUGGACAUAUCGGAGCCGACGCUGUCCCAGGAGUGCAUGUCGGUGUACCGCCAGCUGCGCUCGCUGGUCGCCCAGCUGAAGUCCCACAACGACGACGACAGCGGCCUGCAUUCCGACUGCUCCACCGCCUCUAUGGAGGAUUCUUCUAGAUUCUCCCCGGGAUUGCUCAGCGAAGUGGCGCAGGAGCUGGUGGGGCUGGUCUUGGACACGGACGUGGUGCGGUUGUUGGAACGGCUCGAGCAAGCGAGGAGGGAGAUCCAGGAACGCGACGAGGAACUCACGAGGAGGGCCGAGCGGAUCAUGGAGCUAAGCAGCAAGGCUUCUGUAUGCGAGGUGGAGCUCGCAGCGGCCCUAGAGGAGAGGGACAGAGCGCGGCACGACGCUUCGGACUCCUCGCUUGCUCAGGACGAGGUCGUAGCUAAGGCCAGGGACGACAGGGACGCCGCCGUCCAAAGGAGGACUAAAGUAGAGGUGGAACUGGCUAAGACGAGGGUGGAACUGAUGCAGGCCAACAGUCAGUUGAUCGAAUCCAUCCAGCAGAAGGUCGACCUUAGCCAGCAGUUGGAACAGUGGCAGAUGGACAUGCAGGAGCUGCUCGACGAACAGCUGAGGAGCAAGCUCUCCAACCAGGAACUGAAGAUGCGGAAGAUCACCAACGACGCGCCGGUCGCGCCACCCAGGAGGCGACUGCUGAGUUUCUUCCAGCGAUAGCACCGCGACGCUCGCGAGAGUCUCACGGCGAACGUAAAUAGUCUCGUGGAGAGUGUUACUGGCGUCGAACGAGCGUACGGGAAGGGGGGACUUUUAAUUUUCCGCGACCUGCAAAAGUGCGUACGGGUACAAAUGCAGGUUUGUAUCUUCGUCUUGUUCUGGGUCGCGUUCUUCGUCACCGUGCUCGUCUGGAAGUUGUUGUACUUCUUCGUGUGUAUUUAUUUGGUGUUGUUUCGUUGGUUUUAAUUCGCCGCGGACGAAACAGCACUACCUUUCGCUCGGUUAGUAGGUCACGUAGCGAGCACAGGAACUGAAGCUGUGACCGACUCCUGAAACUUUGUACUUACUGGGUACUUGUAGAUUUUGUAAAUUGUAACACUAAAGGGGCUGAAGUUAACGCAACUUGUUGAGAAAAAAAAUAGUAAUAUAUUUUGUACGGUCGAUUGUUGGCCUUUGUUAGUUGAAACGGAAGCCUCGUCGUUAACUUUGGCGCUUCUAACUGUUUUUAAUAGUUGUAAAAUGAAUGAGAACUGUGAUUUUUAAGAUUUAGAGCUUUUACACUUGGUACUUAACUGAAUAGUACAGUAAUUUUAUGGUUAUGCAGAGUAGCGUAUUUAUUGCCGCGGCGCACUAGGUUUAGGCGGUUUGAACUUCCAAAGGUUUACGAAAUUUAAUGGUGCGUAACGGAUGAUUAAAAAAAAUGGUCGCCGAGCGUUACAACUCGACGAAAAAAGGAAAUUGUCCGUUUGUAACUUUGAUGAA
Messenger RNA from Anoplophora glabripennis (Asian longhorned beetle), 2561 nucleotides. RefSeq names its product bicaudal D-related protein homolog. The coding region runs from base 291 to 1799 and encodes 502 amino acids. The record is from RefSeq and is a predicted model, not a curated record. The transcript is spliced from 8 exons. Lineage: Eukaryota; Metazoa; Arthropoda; Insecta; Coleoptera; Cerambycidae.